CUCCACGUGUCCCCCACAAGGGAAUUUCAUCGCGAUGGCACCCACAGUUGAUUCAUUGGGGCGUCAAUUCACGCGCGUUCAGGUCGCUCCUGGCAAGUUGGGCAUUGGGCUGGUAGAAAAUGCUGCUGCGGGGGGAGUUUAUGUUGGUCAGUUUGAAGCCGUUCGAGGGACCAUGCACGUUCACCAAGACUUGGUCCGGACUGGCGACCGCCUGAUCGAGCUGAAUGGACAAACGCUGGAACAUCAGUCGUUGAGCGAGGUGAUUUCACUUCUUCUUGCCACCCACGACAAGCCACGGGACCUCGUAUUUUCACGAACUCCGUCUAGCCUUGUGCGAGGCCCGUAUGACGUGGGCAAAAUUGUCCAAGUGGAGGUGUCGCCUGGUCCGUUAGGGUUGCAUCUUCAUCAGUCCAUCGGUUAUUGCGCCAUCGUGGACACUGUCCUCGACACGAGUCCGUUAAAGGGACACGCAGGGGUCCAUUGUGGGAGUCGCGUCAUUCGAAUCAACGACCAGGAUGUGUCCACUAAAUCCCGCGAGGCGGUGGUCGCGCUACUUGGCCAGCUUAAAGACCAGAAGAAAUCCAUCGAGUUUUACAGCAUGGCACCGCCCACGUGCACCGCGUUGGUUCAAGUGGAAGUUCCAACUGGGUCUAGUGUCCAACUGGAGCACUUGACAGUGACGAGAGUCGCUUCUGUCGAUGAACUGCGUGUGGGUGACGUCGUGGUGGCUGUCAAUGAGGUCGACCUCACGACAUUAGACGCCACGAAGGCACUGGCAGUGUGGAACGCUACACCAUUCCCAAAACGAGUUGUCAGCUACCGGACUCAGAGCCCCCUGCUUGCGACGACACCUUCGCAGCAAGCAUCCCCCUAUAGCCCCACCAGCAUCGAAGUGAUCAUCGCAGACUCGUCCCUGGGUUUGAAUGUGGACAGCUCUGAGGGGAAACAUGUCCUGAUCACGGGGUUUGCCACCCCCGCCGAUGCUCAACGAUCAUACUAUCAGCCUCAUCGUGACACCCUUCCAGGACGUUUCGUGGCAAGUGUCAACGGCAUCGACGUGAGCUCGUUCCCUCGCGACGACGUGCUUGGGCUGUUGGGCAAAUUGACGUUGGUGCCAAAGACAAUCGCACUGGUUACAUCGGAUGACAUGGCAGCAUUACACGCCAAGGCGUUCCGGGUCAUGGUGGACGUCGCCCCAGGCUCCCUCGGCGUUGAUUUCGAUGGCAACUGUACAAACAGCACCGUGUUGUCCGGGUUUCGCCCUGUAAAUGGAUCCCCCGGUGCUCUCGAACGCAGUGGCGUGGUCGGUCCCGGCAGCGUCCUUGUGGCUGUCAACCACCUGAACGUGUCACGCCUCCCGCUGCAUCAAACCAUCGACCUGCUCAAGAAACUCACAGACGUUCCGAAACGACUCACGUUCGUUCGAGGCGGCACAUCCUCGUCCGUGCUCACGCAGCCGUUCAUUGACGUGUCCGUCCCCCCAGGUUCCAUUGGCGUGGCCUUGAACAGCUCGAUUGCGUCGAGCACAGUCGUGCAAGGGGUCACCCCUGGCAGUGCCGUCGACGAAUUCAGUGGCAUUCGUCCUGGUUCAGUCCUCGUGGCAGUUGACGGCUUUGACGUGACCACUUUACCGCUCGCCAAGACCACCGAGCUCUUGCGUGCGCUGUCUGGACAUCGCAAAGUGCUGUCGUUCACGACGUCGGAGCCGAUCGGGUGGCCAACAUCGUGUGUGGCCGUGGCAGUUCCUCCGGGCCCACUUGGUCUUGAAUUCGACAGCGCAGUCGCCGAGGCCGCCAUCGUCCAAGGGUUUGCGCCCGUGCCAACCUCACCGGACAGAGUGGGCGUUAUCCAGUUGCAUGGAGGCGUGGCAUUGGGCAGUCGGCUCGUGGCCGUCGAUGGCGUAGACGUUCGGUCCAAGUCUCUGAUGGACAUCACGGCGUUCCUCAGAGAUGUGGGGAAAGCGGCCAAGACGCUGCGCUUUAUACUUCCCCAUGGAGCCCCGUCAUCCCCGAAGUCGAGCCCUCCGAUGGCGCCGCUGCCAAGGCAACACUCGUUGGAAAUCCUCCAGAAACAAAUUAGUUUGACCGACGAUCCAGUCCAAGCGAUGCAUCAGCGCAGGGUCAGCGACACCACCGACAGUCCGCCGUUGUUGCGGCGCGUGAGUUCCCUGUCAUCCGAUGCAAGUGCGGAAGGCGCUCCAGGAUCACCUACUCGGUUGACGCGAGAAUACCAAGUCCGAACGUUUUCGUGGCUGGGCAAGUUGAAAGCCCAUGUGCUCGUACUAGACAAGGACCAGAAGAACAUGCUCGUGCAUGAAUGGGACGGCAAGCUAAAGUCCAUCAACUACACGCAUCAAGCCGUGUCGUCCUUCACACGAGUGACAAAGGGCAAGGCCGGCUUCAGCAAGAAGCACGCUGCCUCUGACAUCGACGACAACUUGUGCUUGUCCAUCGGUGCGGACAAGUCGAAGUCCUACGACUACAUUGCCACGUCCACGGAGGACCGAGAUGCGCUCGCAGGGCUAGUUGAGUCGCUCAUCCGCACCAAGGCCACGUAGUGCAUUUGAUUAUGGUUUCAUAAUUUCGUUUUAUCCGGAACCGUAUAAACCUACCAAGGUGAAUAAUUAUUCUGGAAUUGUUUGGUGAAAUAAGAAUCA
This is a messenger RNA of Aphanomyces astaci, 2656 nucleotides long. RefSeq lists its product as hypothetical. NCBI's taxonomy places the organism in Eukaryota, Oomycota, Saprolegniomycetes, Saprolegniales, Verrucalvaceae. Gene Ontology annotation, molecular function: protein binding. The coding region runs from base 35 to 2557 and encodes 840 amino acids. The transcript is spliced from 4 exons. The record is from RefSeq and is a predicted model, not a curated record.